Molecule: messenger RNA, 906 nt
Organism: Talaromyces marneffei
Lineage: Eukaryota; Fungi; Ascomycota; Eurotiomycetes; Eurotiales; Trichocomaceae
Exons: 5
Coding region: 1-906 (301 amino acids)
Biological process (GO): transmembrane transport; carbohydrate transport
Cellular component (GO): membrane
Molecular function (GO): carbohydrate:proton symporter activity
Source: RefSeq, a predicted model, not a curated record
AUGUCCGCCUUCUGGAUCGGAUACGGAAGCAAUAACAUCGGCGGAACCGGCGACACUCAAUCAAACCUCGCAUGGCAGCUACCUUCAAUCAUACAAGGAAUUCCGGCUUGCCUUCUUGCACUCGGAAUUUGGUGGAUGCCAUUCUCUCCUCGCUGGCUGGUCAAGAAAGGGCGAGUAGAAGAAGCGAGAAAGACACUCGCUUGGCUUCGAAAACUUCCCAUCGAUGAUGCCAUGGUACAAGUGGAAUUUCUGGAAAUUCAAGCCGAGGCGCUUUUUGAGCAACGGGCUUUUGCAAAAGCGUUUCCGGAUCUCGCUGCCAGGGAGAAUCAGAAUGUGCUGUUUAGGGAAUUGGCGCAGUAUGUGAACUGUGUUCGGACAAAGGACAAUUUCAAACGUGUUGCUACGGCUUGGUUGGUUAUGUUUUUUCAGCAGUGGAGCGGAAUUGAUUCCAUCAUCUAUUACGCCUCUGAGGUCUUCGUCAGUCUAGGUCUCAACACCGGUACCGUUGCCUUGCUCGCAACGGGCGUUACUGGUGUGGUGUUUUUCGUCUGCACAAUUCCUGCAAUGCUUGUCAUUGAUAAAGUAGGAAGGAAGCCUAUGCUCCUAGCAGGGUCUGGCUUGAUGUUCGCGGCCAUGGUCAUUGUGGGAGUAAUUGUGGCCAAGUUCCGUCAUGAUUGGGAGCAUCAUGCCGUAGCCGGCUGGGCAGCAGUUGCAUUAAUUUGGGUAUAUAUCGGCACUUUCGGCGCCACAUGGGGCCCGGUAUCAUGGACACUUGUCUCGGAGAUCUUCCCACUCUCGAUCCGUGCCAAAGGAGCCUCAAUCGGUGCAUUCAGUAACUGGAUCAACAACUUUGCGAUUGCCUUAUUUGUGCCACCCAUGUUCGAUGCAUGGGCUUGGGGCACGUAA